AUGGAGGACCCUGCGAAGAAGCUGAAUCACAAGAGUGAUGGCAAGCCCCGGAAAGUACGAUUUAAAAUCUCCUCCUCCUACAGUGGUCGAGUGCUGAAGCAGGUCUUUGAGGAUGGGCAGGAAUUAGAGUCGCCAAAGGAGGAAUACCCUCACAGUUUUCUCCAAGAGGCCCUUGAACCAAUGGAUGGUGUUUACGGGUCUGGGGAAACCCCAAAACCCCAACUGUACUCCCCUAAGCUGACUGCGCAGAGGAUCAGUGUGUUUAGAGAGGGCAAUGCCUACACUUUGGCGGGCAGCCAGCCUCUGUUCAACGAUUACAAGACGAAUGACCAUAAGCCCCCACCUAUUAUAGAUUUUGGAAAGAUAAUCAUCUACACAAAUAACUUGAAAAUCAUUCGAACCCCAAUGGACAAGAGAGACUUCAUGAGAAAAAUUCUGCAGAAGGAGGAGGAGGUUGAGGAAGAGUCUCUGAUGAACAAAGAAGAAAACUGUGGUGGACAGAAUGAUGGACCUCUACUGGAGACAGAAAGCACAUUUCCCCCAAAUCAGUAUACGCAGGAAGGGGAGCUUCCCGAGGACAACUGCUUUCACUGUCGGGGGUCUGGCAGUGCCACCUGCUCUCUGUGCCACGGCAGCAAGUUCUCGAUGCUGGCCAACAGAUUUAAGGAGUCCUAUCGGGCCCUGAGGUGCCCUGCCUGCAAUGAGAAUGGCCUGCAGCCUUGCCAGAUUUGCAAUCAGUAACCUGUGGCUUUUUCAUAUCUGCUUUUGUCACACCCUCGGUAAAGUUAUUUCUAAUAAACGGACCCCUCGUCCUCCUACUGCCUCUCCCAGCAAGGAAGCCACAGUAGCUGCAAUCACUUCCACCACUGGCAAAAUUCAAUAAUUCAAUGACAUGUCAUGAGGCUAGAAACAUCUGCAUGUGAGUCUAGGUGGCAGGGGCACUUCUGAAUUAGAGUCUGCUUUGAAACUGGUUCUAACAUUACCCUCCCACAACAUGUGUGUGUACCUCAUUUGACUUAGCUCAGUUUUCUCCUUGCACAUAUACAUGUAUACUUCAGGCAACAGGUUGAAGUCAUUUUCUGGUUAGAAGCUCUUUUGCAAAAUUACGUGGUGAGAAAGGAAUACAAAACAGGUUUCUGAUGAGCUGAAUUCUGGUUGCUUAUAUGCACUUCAAAUUGUUAUUGGUCAAAUUGGAUUUCUAAAUUAAACAGAAGAGGAAAGGAACAGCCAUCGCUGAAAAAUGUUAGCAGAUCACCACAAACAAAAUAGGACAUUCACUCCAGAUUAGGCAACUCAAGGAGGCCUUUUCUUUCAAAGCCUUGAGUCCCUCCUGUGUGACAUGAUGGGCAAUAUUUAGGUGGGCAGCCAGUGG
Molecule: messenger RNA, 1372 nt
Organism: Tupaia belangeri chinensis (Chinese tree shrew)
Lineage: Eukaryota; Metazoa; Chordata; Mammalia; Scandentia; Tupaiidae
Gene: GRXCR2
Product: glutaredoxin and cysteine rich domain containing 2
Exons: 3
Coding region: 1-741 (246 amino acids)
Biological process (GO): sensory perception of sound
Cellular component (GO): stereocilium shaft; stereocilium base; microvillus
Source: RefSeq, a predicted model, not a curated record